AUGGACGUCAAGGAGGCGUGACGGAGUGCUGACAUGGCUGUACCCACGGUGUUCAUGCGUCUGAAGAGCAGACCGGUUUUCAUUUAUCUGUUUUUCGCUAGCUCUUUUCUCCCUUCUGCAAUCGCACUAAUCGAGGGUCUUUAUUGCGGAACUCAGGAUUGCUAUGAAGUUCUUGGCGUUCCUCGGGACGCCUCCAAAUCGGAGAUAGCACGCUCUUACCGUCAGCUCGCCAGAAAGUAUCACCCGGACAGGUUCCGAGCGGGGGACCCUGGUCUGGCUGGGGAAACGGCGGAAGGUGCUCACAGCAAGUUUCUUCUAGUAGCUACUGCAUACGAGACACUGAAGGAUGAAGAGUCUCGAAAAGAUUACGAUUACAUGCUUGAUCAUCCUGAGGAGUAUUAUAGCCACUAUUAUCACUAUUAUCGCAGAAGACUCACACCUAAAGUGGAUGUCCGAGUAGUCAUUCUGGUGACUGUGUGUGCCAUAUCUGUUUUUCAGUAUUUCAGUUGGUGGAGCAGUUACAACGAAGCCAUCAACUACCUGGCUACGGUGCCCAAAUAUCGAAUUCAGGCCACUGAGCUGGCAAAGAAGCAGGGCUUGUUGAAUAAAACUAAGGAGAAAGGAAAGAACAAGAGAUCAAAAGAAGAGAUUCGUGAGGAAGAGGAGGAGGUCAUCCGAGAUAUCAUCAAGAACAAGAUUGAUAUUAAAGGGGGUUAUCAGAAGCCCAACAUAACUGAUAUCUUACUUUGUCAGAUCAUUCUCUCGCCCUAUUUUCUUUGUUCCUAUGUUAUUUGGUAUUGUGGCUGGAUUUACCGAUUUAGCAUUAAGAGAGAGGAAUAUGGUGAGGAAGAGAAACUUUAUCUUAUUCGAAAGAAUAUGCGUAUGUCUUCAUCUCAGUUUGACAGCCUCGAAGACCACAAAAAAGAGUCUUUUCUUGAGCGACAGCUCUGGAUCAAGGAGAACUUUGAGGUGUAUAAACAGGAACAGGAAGAAGAAAUGAAAAUGAAGAUGGCUAUGGACCCACGAUGGAAAAGAUACAGAAGGUGGAUGAAAAAUGAGGGUCCAGGAAGGUUAACCUUCAUUGAUGACUGAACAUAAACAACAAUUUGGGGUGGGGGGGGGGGUGGGAUUUUGCGACAUAAAAUAUAUAUACAUAUAUUUGUUGAUAAUGCUUAUCUAUACAGAUUAUUUUCAUAAUUAAAUUAUAAGGGAGUAUAUGCACAUGUGGAGUGACUUGACUCAGGAAUCUGCACAGAACGCAGUAACCUCUUGUAUCUUACUCGCCCUUGAGUAUUGUAAAAAAAUUGGUAUUGAGCCUACCUGAAACCUUUUCGAAUGGACACUUAACAGAAUUUUACAUGCGGUAUUUUCUUUUUGGUUAUUUUUUAAUGACCCAGCAAUGCAAUUAUAUAAUAAACUUUUAACUCUGAAGUUCACAGUAAAUAUAGAGACAGCAGAUAACUUACACACAACACAAAUGCUUCUCCUAACAUUACUUACUUUUUUUUAUACUGUAUUAUAAUACAUUUAUGAGAAAGAUUUUUUUUUUUUUUUUUUGCUGAAUCUUCAUUCUUGAAGAUCCUUUACUCAGAAUGUUUAAGGUGGGGAAA
Erpetoichthys calabaricus (reedfish) is the source of this 1610-nucleotide messenger RNA. RefSeq names its product DnaJ (Hsp40) homolog, subfamily C, member 25 (gene dnajc25). Gene Ontology annotation, cellular component: endoplasmic reticulum membrane. Bases 34 to 1092 code for a protein of 352 amino acids. NCBI's taxonomy places the organism in Eukaryota, Metazoa, Chordata, Cladistia, Polypteriformes, Polypteridae. The record is from RefSeq and is a predicted model, not a curated record. Gene Ontology annotation, biological process: protein folding. The transcript is spliced from 4 exons.